Messenger RNA from Bipolaris victoriae FI3, 1353 nucleotides. RefSeq names its product glycoside hydrolase family 39 protein. The transcript is spliced from 3 exons. The record is from RefSeq and is a predicted model, not a curated record. Lineage: Eukaryota; Fungi; Ascomycota; Dothideomycetes; Pleosporales; Pleosporaceae. The coding region runs from base 1 to 1353 and encodes 450 amino acids.
AUGAGAUCAUCCACAAUUGCUAGUAUUCUGCUUUCGAGCCUCACGCUCCUCGAAGCAGCCAGCAUCCGAAGAGCAGCCAAGGGCGUUGCAACCGUUGACCUUUCCAAGACUUCGGGCCAGGCAAAAUCCCUUGCUUCAGGAUGGAUCUACGGAUUUCCCGACAACGGGACAGAAGUAGACACUUCGAUUCCCGCGAAUUACAUUACUGACGUCAAAUUCGGUGCCAGCCGAGCUGGCGGUGCUCAAACCUCGACUCGUGGCUGGGUCGAUGGUUACGACAGCUACCUUCCGCGCUUCAAGUCCACCCUUUCGAAUUACCGUACCACUCGGAAAUACAAUGGCGAGUUUAUACUCCUCGUCCACGACCUAUGGGGAGCAGACGGUAGCAGCAUCCCUCUCUUCCCCGGCGACAAUGGCAACUAUACCGAAACCGACGCCUUCUUGACCCAGCUCGUCAAAGACAUCAAGGCCAACAACAUGCUCGACGGCCUUAUCCUCGACAUCUGGAAUGAGCCUGAUAUUGACUUAUUCUGGGCUCGUACAUGGCCCCAAUUCCUCGAUUACUACGUCCACGCCCACAACUUCCUCAGAAAAAAACUUCCUUCAACCAUGCUAAGCGGCCCUUCCAUGGCCGCCUCCCCUAGCACAAACUCGGAAAACUGGCAAACCUGGCUCAGCACCAUCGCCAGCAAAAACGCCGUCCCGGAUAUCUACUCCUGGCACCAAAUCGGCAGCUGGUCCCGCCAACCCGACGCCACAAUCCCCGACUUCAACACCCUGCGCUCCUCGAACAAACUCCCUGAACGCCCCAUCGACAUCAACGAGUACGCAGCAAAAGAAGAGCAAACCCCCGGCUGCUCCGUGUACUACAUUGCCCAACUCGAGCGGCACAACCUGCGCGGUCUACGCGCAAACUGGGGCUCUGGAACGGGCCUGCACGAUUCGCUCGCUAAUCUGGUUUUUCCAGAGAGUGGCGCUGGGUAUCGUCCGAAUGGCGAGUGGCAGUUGUACAAGUACUACGCUGGCAUGACAGGAGAGAGACUUGCGACAAAGGCCGCGGAUGAUAGUUUGUUUGACGUGUUCGCGACUAAAUCUGCAGACGGCCUUGUCAAGGUUAUCGCGGGGACGCGCAUUGUGGAGGGUCAGUAUGAUAUUCAGAUUAGUGGGUUAGAGGGUGUGGCGGUUAGUGUUGCUACGUAUCGUUUUGACUGGGCGGGGCCUGCGGGCGAGAUUGGGGCGCCUGUGGCGUUGGGUACGAGUACAGUGAACGUUAGUGAUGGGAUGAUUACUAUUUCGGUUGAUCCGGCGACUAAUGCGACCGCGUAUGCGUAUGAGAUUUCUGGUGGGAAGUAG